AUGAAAACCAGUCAGAGAAUCUUGCUUGCCUUCUUUGCCUUGAUUCUCAUGCACGCUGUGAGUGUGACAUGUUCUUCACUGUCACUGCACCAAGAGACCCAAGUUCCAGGGAGAUACAGAAAUCAACCCAGAAGAUUGCUAGCUUCAGUGGCCUCAUUUUCUGCAAAUCCGAACAAGCCCAGCGAAGCAAUGGAAGAUCCCAAGAAAUCUGUAGAGACAAGUUUAAGGAAGGCCCCGCCCAGCAAAUCAAAUCCUACCCAGAACCGGUAA
This is a messenger RNA of Prunus armeniaca (apricot), 270 nucleotides long. Lineage: Eukaryota; Viridiplantae; Streptophyta; Magnoliopsida; Rosales; Rosaceae. The record is from the annotation of a GenBank genome assembly.